Molecule: messenger RNA, 1677 nt
Organism: Emiliania huxleyi CCMP1516
Lineage: Eukaryota; Haptophyta; Isochrysidales; Noelaerhabdaceae
Exons: 3
Coding region: 43-1455 (470 amino acids)
Biological process (GO): polysaccharide biosynthetic process; glycosaminoglycan biosynthetic process
Cellular component (GO): cytosol; nucleus
Molecular function (GO): NAD binding; UDP-glucose 6-dehydrogenase activity
Source: RefSeq, a predicted model, not a curated record
UUCGGAAGCCCUGCCGUGCUGUGUACGGGCGUGUGCACACUUAUGGCCCCCGUCAAGUCGAUCUGCGUGAUUGGCGCAGGGCACGUCGGCGUACCGCACGCGGUGACGGUGGCUUCAAAAUGCCCGGACAUCCGCGUCACCGUGGUCGACGAUGAUGCUCGGAAGAUAAAGGCGUGGGGCUCGGCGAGACUUCCCUUCUUUGAGCCGGGCAUGCAGCCGACGCUGGAGGAGGUGCGGGGUGUCAACCUCUUCUUCUCCACCGACAUAGCCGCCGCCAUCGCGGAGGCGGACAUGGUUCUCGUCUCCGUCUCGACGCCGGUCAAGGAGACGGGCGCAAACGCGGGCUACGCGCCCGACCUGCAGCACUGGGAGGCUAUCGCGCGCAAGAUCGCGGCGGCGUCGCGCACGCCCAAGAUCAUCGUGGAGCGGUCGACGGUGCCGGUCGCGACGGCGGACACGAUGACCGCCGUCAUCCGCGCCAACUCGACUGUCGAGCGGUCGAGUCUCUCGACGGGGGAGUGGGUGGUGCUCUCCAACCCUGAGUUUGCGCAGCAGGGGAACGCGAUGCUCUGCCAGGCGUCGCCCGAGCGCGUGAUGAUCGGCGUGGCCGAGGGCGACAAGCAUGCGGAGGAGGCCGCGCGGGCGCUCGCCGCCAUCUACGAGCGGUGGGUGCCGAAGAGCCGCAUCCUCCUCUCGGACUUGUGGUCGGCGGAGCUGAGCAAGAUGGUGGCGGACGCGUUCCUGGCGCAGCGCAUCUCCUCGAUCAACUCCAUCUCGGCGUUGUGCGAGCGGACGGGCGCAGACGUGUCAGAGGUCUCGCAUGCCAUCGGAGUGGACACGCGGAUCGGCCGCAAGUACCUGCAGGCGUCGGUCGGCUUUGGCGGCGCUUGCUACGAGACGCACUUGCGCAACCUCGUCUACCUGUGCAAGUACUACCGGCUGCCGCAGGUCGGCACGUACUGGGAGAGCGUGCUCAAGAUGAACGACUACCAGAAGCGGCGCUUCGCCGCCAACAUCGUGGGCAAGAUGUUCAACACCAUCUCAAACAAGAAGCUGGCCGUCCUCGGCUUCGCGUACAAGAAGAACACCUCCGACACGCGGCACACGGUCGCCAUCGACGUGUGCAACUACUUGCUCGCGGAGCGCGCGCGGCUGAGUAUCCACGACCCGCGCGUGGCCGCCGAGGCGAUUGGCAUCCACUUCAGCGGAGGCGGCCUCGACCAGCUCGUCAACGUGGAGACGGACCCGUAUGCCGCGUGCGACGGCGCGCACGCGCUGAUCCUUCUCACCGAGUGGGACAUGUACCUCGAGCUCGACUUCGAGAAGGUGUACGAAACGAUGAGCAGGCCCGCGCACAUCUUCGACGGGCGCAACCUCCUCGACCACGACAAGCUGCGCGAGAUCGGCUUCCUUGUCGAGGGCGUCGGCAAGGGGUCGCCGCCUAGCGACGAGUAGCCCGGCUGAAGCGCGACGUCGGUGUGACUAGACGUGCGGCGGCGGAGGACAGCCGCGACCAGUCGUGCAGAGUAGCCGCGCGGUCUUAGAGGUGGGUUGUGGCAUGCGGACGAGAUCGCAGAUGCGUACACCGGGAUCCGGCGUGCUCAAGGUACUCCUUCCUACUGUAUCCUCCCCCACCUCACCCUCCCAUCCUCCCACCAGAGAGAAAAUGAAGAAAAA